This is a messenger RNA of Phycodurus eques (leafy seadragon), 4946 nucleotides long. RefSeq names its product glucose-fructose oxidoreductase domain containing 1 (gene gfod1). The coding region runs from base 570 to 1745 and encodes 391 amino acids. The transcript has 3 exons. Lineage: Eukaryota; Metazoa; Chordata; Actinopteri; Syngnathiformes; Syngnathidae. Gene Ontology annotation, molecular function: nucleotide binding. The record is from RefSeq and is a predicted model, not a curated record.
CUCAGACAAUGGAUGGAUGGAUUCUUUAAAAUUGUAUUUCCAAUUCUGGCCCGAGCCUCGGAUCCUUAUUAUGAAAGGUCGGCAGCAGCAACUUCCGGUAAGUCGUGCCUACUUGACUAUCGGUUGAAAGCCGCAACAUCGCCGCCUCCCGCUCACCUUGCCUGCCGCCGCCUCUGCCUGAGACUCGUAAGGAGAAGAGGCGUUAUUCCAUCAAUGACAACACAUUUGACGACUUGUCCUUAUUGUGGCUCGUUCUUGUCUACUUUGCGCCAAGCAGCAGGAGCAGGAGGAGGAGGAGGUGCCAAGCUAGCCGCCGUUUGGUGCAGUCCGCCGGACGGACGGGCGCGCUUAACACCGCAAUGGUGCGUUUGUCUUUUGCCUUGUGACACCACCGAGGACGACUCGGCUUCUGUUCUGGUCUGCCGGUUUAUUUACGUUGCGAGAUUGAAGGUGAUUCGCAAUGCAGCACGUCGGCGGGUGCUUGUCAGCAGGUGGAUGGCCAAGCUGACGCAAAGCUUCUGUAAUACCGACCGUCCAGAAGCACCACCGGACCUUUUUCAAGCGCAAUCAUGCUUCCAGGUGUCGGCGUGUUCGGCACCAGCCUGACCGCCAGGGUGAUCGUCCCCCUGUUGAAGAAGGAGGGAUUCGCCGUCAAAGCGCUUUGGGGCCGCACGCAGGAGGAGGCGGAGGAGCUCGCCAAGGAGAUGGACGUCCCGUUUUACACCAACCGGAUCGACGACGUGCUGCUGCACCAGGACGUGGAUCUGGUUUGCAUCAACCUGCCUCCGCCUCUGACGCGGCAGAUCGCCGUCAAAACCCUGGGUAUAGGAAAGAACGUGAUUUGUGACAGGACAGCAACGCCUUUGGAUGCCUUCCGAAUGAUGUCUGCAGCCCAGUACUACCCCAAGUUGCUGAGCAUCAUGGGAAAUGUCCUACGCUUCUUGCCAGCUUUUGUUCGAAUGAAGGAGCUGUUGGAGGAAGGCUACAUUGGGGAGCUUCUGGUUUGCGAGGCGCAGGUCCACAGCGGCAGUCUACUAGGGAAGAAAUACAACUGGAGCUGUGACGAUCUAAUGGGAGGUGGGGGCCUGCACUCAGUAGGCAGUUACAUCAUCGACCUGCUAACGUUCCUGACGGGCCAACGAGCGGCAAAAGUUCACGGCUUCCUUAAGACCUUCGUCAAACAGACGGACCACAUCCGAGGCAUCCGGCAGAUCACCAGCGACGACUUCUGCACAUUCCAGAUGGUGCUGGAAGGAGGGGCCUGCUGCACCGUCACACUCAACUUCAAUGUCCCCGGUGAAUUUCGACAAGAAGUGAUCAUCGUAGGAACAGUUGGGAGGUUAUCGGUCAUGGGGACGGACUUGUACGGACAGAAGAACAAUGGGGGAGGAGGCCCAGAACGUCUCCUCAAAGACACUACACCUCUUGAAAAGGCUUCCUUACCAGAGAAAGCCUUCAGUGACAUCCCUUCUCCAUAUCUCACCGGAAUGAUCCGAAUGAUCCAGGCCGUUCGGCAGGCCUUUCAGGAGCAGGACGAUCGGCGGACGUGGGACGGGAGGCCUCUGACGAUGGCGGCCACCUUUGAGGAUUGUCUCUAUGCUCUCUGUGUGGUGGAUACCAUCAAGAAAUCCAACCAAUGUGGAGAUUGGCAGAACAUUGUGGUUAUGACAGAGGAGCCAGAGGUCAGCCCGGCUUAUUUGAUCAGCGAGGCUAUGCGGCGCAGUCGGAUGUCACUCUACUGUUAGGAUCCAGCCACUUGCCUUCAAUUCAGGGGCAAAGUCUCCGGCUGAAGUUUUCGAUGCACUGCUAUCCCUGUCUGUCGUUAGUGACCUCAAUGGUAUGUUUGGUGCUGUCAAAUCUGUAUUGUUGCUGUCACUGGCCGGAUCAAUCCCGGUGCUAAAAGGUGUUUCUGCCUCAGCAGGAGAAGAAAAACAAUUCAUUAGUCAUCCAAAAUCUUUAUUGAUAAGAAAACCUUUCUUUUUCCUUUCUGAAAGCAUGACCUUGUCCAGAUCCAAGUACAACUGUGUUGUCCGUUACCAAAGGGGUAUCGCGCCGCUCACCUCCCGAAGACAACACGACGCACUCGUGAGUUUGAGUGAGACCAGCCAAGGGAGGACAAUAGUCCUUACGGCGAUGAGUGUCGUACUGCUGUAAUGUUGCUAUAAUACCAUGUACUGUACAGGUUUGCCAAGUGAAUGUUUAAAUUUUUCUUAAAAAGUGUGCUUCAGGCAACUUUUCUUCUCUUUGUGUGACACAAGAGAGGGAGCAAUCAAUAGUUGAUUAGCUGGUGGGAUUUUUAGUAGGCUUGAACCUCUGCUUCGAUCGUAUGCAAGAUGUCAUUUGCUGAGUUUUAGGCUGGAUUUACAAUGAGGCUCUAAAUGCCAAAUCCCGAGAGAGUGCCUGCAUCGGAAUUGUAGUUUUAGUGACCCAGAUCUCAUAUCCCAGUGGCACAGAAGUGAACAAUGAUAAAUAAGAAAACCAAUAUGAAACAUUACUUACAGUUUACUUGGCCUGGACAGACUCUUCCCCCGCAUUGGUUUAAAUGAAGGUAACCUCUGCAUUACUUUCCUCAUGUAAUGUUUCAUUGUAAUGUACCCUUAGACCCUAUUUAAUAGUCUAUGCUUUUCGCUGUAUUUAAGAUUUACAGUAGGUGCUUUUUGAUGUGUUUGACGCUGGUCUGCGUAUGUCACUCAUCAGCGUAUUUCCAUGAGGUCAGGCAUACAACAUUCAUGGCGUGUAGCCGAUCUCUCCGUUUACACUGCAGUUGGAUUGGCAGAUAUCUGAUACAUAUGUGAUCUUUAUCCACAUUUGGAAAAGACCUCAUUUUUAUCUGGGGAUAUCCGAUUUCAACAGUAUUUGUCGCUUUUUACAACCAAGAAGACGAAAUGUGUCGCAAUCGGAAUUGUGUCACAUGAAUCAUGCGGUUUAAAUCCAGCUUUAAUUUUCUAAUCUCAAUGGUUAAGAUAAAGUUGGAUACCCUGUUUAACUGUUACAAUAGAAACAGAACAGAACACUGGGAUGCUGGUUGACAUCCAUUUUGUUCAAACUUGGAAUAAAAAAAAUGUGUUUUUAAAUUCCUAUACAUAAUAAUGGCAACUAACGGUAAUGGAAUCUGUUAAAGGAUCCACCAUAGAACUUUUAUUUACUUUGAAGACAAUUGUUCAACAUUUUGAUGUUUCCAACUGUCAUACAAGAGUAAAAAAAUAAUAAUUGUCAAAUUAUCCAUAUUUUACUUAGCUGCCAGCACAGACGUGGGACAUUUUCGGUUCCAUAGUUGGUGUUACGGAUGAGACCUCGCGAAAACGCUGCGUUUUCUGCAAGAGGCGUAUUUGUUUCUGAAAUGUUGGUUUACAUUUUUAAAACUGUUCCACUUUAGAGGUUCUACUGUAGUUGAAUUGAGCGAUAAGUAUGCUGCAAGAAAAUAUAAUCGUGUCAUUUUUAUGAAGCCCGUUUGACACAUGCAACUUUGAAUGGGCAAAAAUCAAUGGAACACUGUUGCAUUGAGGUACAGUAGCGUAUGGUGCUGUAUGAAGGGUCACUUGUUAGGUUUAUUGUUAUGUACACUGUUUUCAGCAUUGCUUUCAUCAAAUGUCCAAGGUGUUAAACGCUAUUUUGCUCUGCUGCUUUGUCUUCCGUAGAAGUGUGGCUAGCACAUAAAUGUUUUUUUUUGGGGGGGGGGGGGGGGGGUUUUGGGAGUGCUUUAAACAUUGUUUCAUUCGAUUCAUUGGCUUUCAGUCUAGUCUCCGGACUCUUUCCCAUCAACCAGGAUUCCGGACACGACUGGCAGUUUUCCAAUGAAAAAGGCUCCUCUGCAAACCAAAAUGCCCCAGAUUGGAUUAGUUGAUCGUUAAGAAUUGUGUUAAACGUGUUAAAUGUAUUAGCGAUGAAUGUUCUCUUGAAGCAAUGGAGGCAAAAUGCACUACUUGGCUACAACUAACAGAAGCGCUGUUGACAACGCAACAGCUAUGCUCGUUGAGCGCCGUCCAUAUAGACUGGAACUCGCUGAGCAGCAUCACUAGCAACGAAACAGGAGUUAAACAAUCCAUUGAUGUUCAUUUUAACCCCAUAGUCCUUUUAGUGAAAGGACUGUCACUAACGUAAACAGAUAAUUUAAAAUAGUCUUGAUAUUCCUUAAUAUUGAGAUUCAGCCUCUAUAAUAACAUCCCAUCUAAUGCUUUUUAUAAACAGACAAUUCUUCUUAGUAAUUCAAUCACGGAUUGGAAGUUGAAGGGUUUUUUUUUUUUUUACACAUUUCUAAUUCCUCAUAAUUGAGAUGUGAUUUGUAUUUAAAAUUCAGCAAAAUGUCAGCCAAACUAUGAUGCAUCAUCUCUGAUGUUUUUUUGUUGUUGUUUCUUUUAAUGCAUCACUUUUCCCCUGUGUGGUUUAACUUUCUUAGAACAACGUUAUGCUAUGUAACAACUACUGAAAAUGUACAUAUGGUUGUAUCAUCAAAGGAACAACAUAUUUGUCUAAAUAAGCAGUACUGUAUGUAUUUUGUUUGUAAAAGAAUUAUAAUAACCGGAACCUUUUUUCAUGAGUAUUGUCAGGUAUUUAUUGUUUGUCUGCUGUUUGCUGCUGAAACGUCAUGGACAGAGAUGCAGUGUACGCGACCUGGGACAAUAUAAGCUGGACCAUAUAUUUCCCGUCUAUAAAAUAGAAUGGUUUGAAACACCCUGGUCUGUAAGGUGUAUUUUAUUUUUUAUUUUUUACACACACACACACACAAUCACACACUGUUUUUUUGAACGAUCAUGUAUCUCUAAAUUGCUUUGUAAUUGUAAAAGCUUUAAGCUUCCAAUGUUCUUGACUCAAACUUGCAGUGAGCAGUCAUCUUAUUUCCAACAGUUGUAAGUCAUUUUUAGUUAAAUAUUCACUUGCCAAUUGUGCAUAUAUUACGAUUACUAUUUAGUUUGGGGACUGGGAGUGUGCAUUUAAUUACCCCCCCC